CUAUUUCAUACUGUAACUAUAGCAAACAGGCAGCACACCGCAAUCGCUUGCAACGGGAAGCAAACGUAAUUUUUUUAUAAUACACACAUUCACAAUCUACACACAUAUAUACUGGCGUACUGGCGUUAAGUACAGUGAAUUUUGAAUUUGUGUUUUGUGUUCGUGUGUGCAUAUAUUGGCAAAUAUAAAUUAGAACAACAAUAAAGAGCAUAAGAAAAACACGUACGCACGUCACGCGGACGACGACGAUAACGCACGAAAACAAAAAAAAAAACAUAUAUAGAAAAGAAGACACCGCAGCAAGAGCGUAAAUUUCAAAGUUGUUAACAAGAAAGCUAAAGCUUUACAAAAACAAGAAAAACCAUGUCAGCCGCCGAAGUGGAGACACAGCCGCAGCAGGAGACGACGAACGGCACCGUUAAAUAUGAUGUGCCCGAGAUCGAAUUGAUCAUUAAGGCCUCGACCAUUGAUGGACGCCGCAAGGGCGCCUGCCUAUUCUGUCAGGAGUACUUUAUGGAUCUGUAUCUGCUGGCCGAGCUGAAGACAAUUAGCUUGAAGGUGACCACAGUGGACAUGCAGAAGCCGCCACCAGACUUCCGCACCAACUUUGAGGCGACGCAUCCGCCCAUUCUGAUUGACAACGGCUUGGCCAUAUUGGAGAACGAGAAGAUCGAACGGCACAUCAUGAAGCAUAUACCCGGUGGCUACAAUCUGUUCGUGCAGGACAAGGAGGUGGCCACGCUGAUCGAGAACCUGUACGUGAAGUUGAAGCUGAUGCUCGUCAAGAAGGAUGAGGCCAAGAACAAUGCGCUGCUCACCCAUCUCAGGAAGAUCAAUGAUCAUUUGGCCAAUCGCAAUACUCGCUUCCUAACGGGCGAUACCAUGUGCUGCUUUGACUGCGAGCUGAUGCCGCGCCUGCAGCACAUUCGCGUUGCUGGCAAAUACUUUGUUGACUUUGAGAUACCGACGCACUUGACGGCGCUGUGGCGCUACAUGUACCACAUGUAUCAGCUGGACGCCUUCACACAGUCGUGCCCAGCUGAUCAGGACAUUAUCAAUCACUAUAAGCUGCAACAGAGUCUCAAAAUGAAGAAGCACGAGGAGCUGGAGACGCCAACGUUUACCACAUCCAUUCCAAUUGAUAUUUCGGAGUAAAGUUUUAUAAAGCCAUGCACAGUUAUUAUUAUUUUAAACUUUUUUUUUGACAACUUUACAACUACGUCUACUAUAUAUCAGCUACUUUAUAUAAAGAACAACAUCUGAAUGACAACUAUACGAAAAA
Drosophila hydei is the source of this 1282-nucleotide messenger RNA. RefSeq names its product chloride intracellular channel exc-4 (gene Clic). The record is from RefSeq and is a predicted model, not a curated record. The transcript has 4 exons. Gene Ontology annotation, biological process: chloride transport. Gene Ontology annotation, cellular component: apical plasma membrane; cytoplasm. Bases 364 to 1155 code for a protein of 263 amino acids. NCBI's taxonomy places the organism in Eukaryota, Metazoa, Arthropoda, Insecta, Diptera, Drosophilidae. Gene Ontology annotation, molecular function: chloride channel activity.